CUCAGAGUAACUAGCAGUAUACUUUAGACUCCUAUGCUAAAUUAAGCUUAUGCAAAGUAUAUAUUGCUGAAGUCCUCAAGAUACAUCUCAUAGGUACCACCAAGAAGCAGAGAAGUUGAUUUUAUAUCCUGUAAUCAUCAAUCAAGAAAGAUCAUGGCUGAGAGAACUUGGAUGUCUGGAAUAAGUGAAAGAGCAUUUUUCAGUGAAGAAGCUGUAUUAACAAUGAGAAGAAAGAUGAGAGCCGUUUCAUUGCUUGCAGGCCUCCCAAUUGUGUGCCUACUCGACAACUUCCAGAAUUCAAAUUCACUUGAAGGGUUUCAACUUGCAAACAACAGUGGUAGCAGUUCUAGCACUACUGAUUCAUCCACUGAUAAUGAUGAUAAUUUAAGAACAAUGACAGCGACAUCCGGCAAAGGGCAGCAUAUGAAAACAGAAGAAGACCAGGAUCAGAAUCAUGAAGGCGUGCAGUGUGUGAUUUGUCUGUACAACAUCUGCAAGGGUGAAAAAUACAGGGUUCUUGAAGAAUGCAGCCAUGGAUUCCAUGUUGACUGCAUUGAUGCUUGGCUGUUGCAGAACUCCACUUGCCCGCUCUGUCGCUGUUUGGUUGCUUAUACUCCUGCAGGAGAAAAGCAGCAGCAGCAGUUGAGCGGUAGAAAUAGAAAUGAUGUUCAAGAAGCUUAUUAUGAGGCUGCAAUUGCUUCUAUCCUGUGUUUCCUGGAUCACUUGUGGACAUGGUUCCUCAACCCUCUUGGACUCGACCAAUCUUGUCAGGAUUACCAUGCUUAUCUUUGAACUAGCGGUCUCCUUUUCAGGACUUAAAUAUAUUAUUUUCAUUCUUUCUUGUAGUAAGAUUACUUGUGUAUUGUAUCAUGUACUGAUUAAGCUGUGACAUGUUUGAUGUAAAUUUAGAUAACAGAUACCAUUUGAGCUUUGUAGUGGAGAAUUUGCACU
This is a messenger RNA of Coffea arabica (coffee), 951 nucleotides long. RefSeq lists its product as uncharacterized. NCBI's taxonomy places the organism in Eukaryota, Viridiplantae, Streptophyta, Magnoliopsida, Gentianales, Rubiaceae. The record is from RefSeq and is a predicted model, not a curated record.